AUGCAAGCUCAUUCGACAGGCAAACCAUGAUCUAGUAGCUAUUGAUGAAACACAGUUAAAGUUGAUCCUGAACAUCUGCAUUGUCAAUACUGGAGAAUGCCUGGCGUGCAUCCAAAUUGUACCUCACCUCAAGAUAUAUCGCCCGGGGCGGGAUAUAUCGACAGUACGAGAACUUUCUAUAUGUGUUUUGGAUUUGAAUGAAACCUGAUGUUGAUGACCUUGCCUAUGAAAUCUCCGUCUCAAUGACAUCAAUGGGUCUUUAUAUUGCUUAUCAAGUUGUAACACGAUAACAGAAACAUUGCAGACGUGCAGCAUUGCUUCUUUCUCCUUGCUUGUGAGAAGAUCGUCAGCAACAUGGAAUCCCAAAAGAAACAGAAAACGUAUCAAAGUAUGCAUGUUUACUUCAGUGUACUCACCUUUGCUUUCAUGGUGAUCUCGGUGCUGGCUUUGUCUUUGCUCUUAUUGCACCAGAAUAAAGAGCUAACAGAGCUUAGGGAAGAAUUGGAUAUCAUUCGAGGAAUCUACCUUGGAGAGCAAGACGGCACUGUCAUUGGUAAUGCGUCAGUGGAGGAACGAGUGUAUGGGCGAUCCAAAAGACAGGUUAACCCGCGUUAUAACUAUAGAAAUACCCAAUAUCAGAAUAGAUAUAGGAAUACCAGAAACCAGAACACGAGGAAUACAAGAUUACAAAAUGCAAACAAUCAGCAGACGAGAUAUCAACAAAAUCAGAACCAACGGAAUAGGAAUGUACAAAACAGAUACCAACAAAACAGAAAUCAACAGAACACAAACCAGCAGAAUAGGAAUCUACAAAAUAGGAAUCAGCAAAACAGAUUUCAACAGAACUGGAAUCAACAGAAUCGAAACCAGCAGAAUAGGAAUCAACAGAAUCGAAAUCUGCAGAAUAGGAAUCAACAGAAUCGAAAUCUGCAGAAUAGAAAUCUACAGAAUCGAAAUCUGCAAAAUAGGAAUCUACAGAAUCGAAAUCUGCAGAAUAGGAACCAACAGAAUCGAAACCAGCAGAAUAGGAACCAACAGAAUCGAAACCAGCAGAAUAGGAACCAACAGAAUCGAAAUCUGCAGAAUCGAAACCUGCAGAAUAGGAAUCUACAAAACCAACGAAACAGAUUACAACAGAAUAGAAACAUCAGACCCAAAGUAACAACCACAACAAAGCCAAAAACUACUCAAGCAACGACAGCAGCACCAACAACUUCCAGGCCAACCAAGUCUGGAGGCGAACUAACCGCAUUCAUUGAUGUACGAGAAUUUUGGAAUGCCGUGUCGCAGAAACCACUGACAACAUCUUGCAAAAGAAUCAUUCAGGCGAACAAACAAAUCAUAUGCGUUAAAAAUAAUGGCAAAAACAUCACCAUUGACGCACAGGGUCGCAGGAUUAUCAACGGAUCACUCGAUCUUGGGACUUUGACAAUUGAUAGAGGAAGCUUCAACCUUAUUAGUGCUGGACGUGAAGUAAGCACAGCGGCCAGAAACUACAUAGAUUCCUACGUUAAUCACAAGUUGAAAACUUUACUAGGUACUAAGAUCACCGAAAGUAAACAACUGGAUGAAUUUAUUCAAUCCAAAGUUCAGGAAGCUCUGGAUAAAAGGCUAAAGAGUGGUUUAGUGUCUUCACCACAACUUGGCAAAGCCCAAGUUAUUGCAAUAGCAGGUUCACCGGGUCCCAGGGGAUUCCCAGGUCCCCGGGGUUACCGCGGUCCACGAGGUUUCACUGGUCCUCAAGGAAGACCCGGCCUUGCAGCUAUAGUUGGACCCGGGGGAAGAGUUCGAUGGAUUUCAGAAGGAAACACGGGACGUUUUAUCGGCGUACCUGGAAAAAGAGGAAGAAGAAUAAAAAGGCAAGCUGCUAUUUCCCUUACCGGAAGACAGGUUGGCGUUGGCUCAACUGCUGGAGGAACGGGAGGAUUGGGAGAAGGCACUGUUUUUGAUCUCGAAAAACUAUUCGGAAGUGAAGAAACAGGCACCAAGACUACGGCCAAAUCACUGCUGUUUGAGAGYUAUGUUGCCCCAAACAUCACUACAAAGCUCAAAGAGAAGGUGGUAGUUAAGGUCGGCGACCCGUUCAACGUGACGAUGAGAGUCACGGGACAUCCCAUGCCGGAGAUAUUCUGGAUAAAGCAAGGCACUCGUGAGGUGGAUUUUGAUCAACGACUUAAUUUCCCUAAAACCAAGAUCGAGGACUCGGGAAUCUGGACUUUUAGAGCGAGGAAUAUCAUGGGGACUGCUACAGCUGAGUUCGAGCUGGUAGUAGGAAAAAAGCCAGUCUUCAUCAAGGAACCACAAAAAAACGUAGUAGCAUAUGAAGGAAGGACGUUUGAAUUCAAAUGUGAUGUGGACGGACAUCCAGAACCUGUGAUAGGUUGGAAGCGACAGGGCAACGCAGUUUUGCCAGCAGGACGUCAUAAGAUUAUCAAGGAAACCCUGUAUCUCACCGACCCUAAACCAGAGGACGCGGGAUUGUACUUGUGUCGUGCUGCUAAUGUUAUGGGGGCCGUUAUUGGUGGCUCUAGAAUAUUCAUCCAAAAAAUAGCCCCACUUACCGUCAAGAUUCUGAAUCCAGCUGAAGUAGUUUACAAAGACACCACUCCUCUCAAACUGAACUGCUCUGCCACAGGAAACCCGCAACCUAACAUUACCUGGUACAAAGAUGGCGUCGCUUUGAAAGCCAAUAUACUUGUCAAAAGACCAUCGAGAACUAACCCGCUACCAGAAUACUUGUCUCAGUUAGUGAUAGACCAAGUUUCUACUAAAGACGAAGGGACGUAUACCUGCUCUAUGCGGACUAGUUUGGCUCCUCAACCUGUAGAAUACAACACGACAGUCAGUCUGUUUAAGUGCAAGCCACUAGAAGCACCUGCAAAUGGCUACAUCGUAGGCAAGAAUUUCCAUGUGGGAGCGUGCGUCAAGUUUGCUUGCAACCCUGGAUGUAUGUUGUAUGGAUCAGCAAUUCGUGUGUGUAACGCACACGGCAAAUGGAGUGGAACAGCACCAACAUGCUAUGACGUAGGCGAAGUUGCGUACGAAUGCCACCAUUACAACGUGCUUACCGAUGCAGACCGGAAUGUCAACUCGAAGAAAAUCCUUGGUAAAUGUGACAAUAAUCUCGCAGAGGGCUGGUACCGAUUUGGGGGUGAGGCUGGCACUCAGAUGCCUAUUUCUUGCCAAGGUCCGCGCAAGUGCAACGCAAAGUAUCCCGGGUGGUUAUACGGGCAGCACCCACGUAAAGAAGAUGGCUGCAUCCAGACUCACGUCUGCUUCGGUGACUACAAGAGCAAAUGUUGUGCUUACAAGCAGAACGUGUUGGUUCGUAACUGUGGGAAGUUUUACGUGUAUAAAUUGAGUCCCAGUCCGGGAUGCAACAUGAGAUACUGUGCUAAAGAUUAAAGAGGAGAGGGAUUUUUCGCUAUCUUCAGUUAUAUGAGCUAUCCAUAUAGCUAUAGGGUAAACAACAGUACGACAAUCCCGCAGUUAAUGAACAUGUUAUUGCCGUCUCCCGCAAUUGAACUUUCAGUUAAUUUUAACAGCAUGCAUGCUUUUGCAUUAAGCCAGCAUCUUUGUCUAAAGACGAAAGAAUAUUUAUAGCAAGAACUGCUUAAAUAUGAUAAAUGCGUAUGUAUAUAUUGAACAAGCUUACUUCAAGGACGGCCGUCAGAGUACUAAGGCUCUAUUUACAUGGGGGCGGAUCAUCCUAGGACUAGAAUCUUCCUUGCAGGCGAGUCAUCUAUGCGUUCAGUUUACAUGGGGAACGAGGUGUGUGAACUUUAUCCCUGUAGUGCUACAGUACUCAGUGUAGGAUCUUCCUAUCAGCGACACAGGAUGAAAAAACCUAGUACCCGAAAGAAGCCCGUGCAUAAACAGAAGGUUAUAGAUAUAUACCCCACAGGCGCGAUUACACGGAGCAAUUUUCUUAUUUGCAAUAUGUGGCUGUUGCGACACAAGUUGCAUGGAGCAUUGCAGCGUGUAACCUGCUGCGCAAUUUGAAAAAUGUUGCGAGAUAAGUUGCAGCAAUCGUUGCGAAAAGUAGACUUCGUUUCUACUUUUGGCAACGAUUGCGUCUCCGUUGCACCGUGUAGACACUCUUGCAACUUGUGUCGCAACGCUGUUGCGAGACAAGUUGCAGAGAAAAGUGCAACGUGUAAUCGAGCCUUGAAAGGGGUAGUUGCGGUUUAACUAAUAUUCUGAGCGUUUUCCUUCUCUCAAAACCAACAUUGCCUCGCGUGGAACCACUAAAAUAAAUUGCAUAUUUAGCAGUUUUAAUGUUGAAUUUGCUUUCAAGACUAUAUACAUAGCGCUCUAAGUAGAGAUUUAUAUUCUAUAUUGUAUAUGAUGGCUGAAUAAUGCUUCGCUGGUGUAACCGAGACAAUAUAUAACUAGAUGGCUUUAUAGCACUAUAUAAAUAGGGAGUCUUUUUCUCGUCCAGAGUCGUAGUUUUAGCUUAAAGAAAAUUCUGGAGUAUUUGGAUAAGUUUUUAAACCCAGUCACUCAAAGAGACUCUGAUAUUAACUAAUGACUUUUCUUCUGGGUUAUCCACAUAUUUAGCGCAAGCUGCAAACAUCUUGCUUAACAUUUUUACUAGAUUUUUCCGUUCACGCUACAACUUGGUCAAAAGAUCACUUUUCGCAUUUUGAUAUAAAACGGGCUCCCUGUGCGCUUAGCAAAACUGUAUUGUCUACGAAGCUAGUUAUGCAGCAAACAAUGAAUAAAUAAAUGUAAAAUGUCUGACGAUUACAAUUAAAUAUAACCAAAACAACAAGUAAUGCCACAA
Molecule: messenger RNA, 4786 nt
Organism: Actinia tenebrosa (Australian red waratah sea anemone)
Lineage: Eukaryota; Metazoa; Cnidaria; Anthozoa; Actiniaria; Actiniidae
Source: RefSeq, a predicted model, not a curated record